Messenger RNA from Batrachochytrium dendrobatidis JAM81, 1908 nucleotides. RefSeq lists its product as uncharacterized. Gene Ontology annotation, biological process: transmembrane transport. Gene Ontology annotation, cellular component: plasma membrane. NCBI's taxonomy places the organism in Eukaryota, Fungi, Chytridiomycota, Chytridiomycetes, Rhizophydiales. The coding region runs from base 6 to 1790 and encodes 594 amino acids. Gene Ontology annotation, molecular function: transmembrane transporter activity. The transcript has 8 exons. The record is from RefSeq and is a predicted model, not a curated record.
UCGAAAUGUCCAAUAAUCCUCCUCAACCACAGUAUCAGCCUAUAUAUGGGCAGCAAGGUGGCCAGCCUUCAUAUCCUCAACCACCGCAGCCUCCAUAUGCUCAACAGUAUGGCCAACAACCUUCAUAUCCUCAACCGCAACAGCCUCCAUAUGCCCAACAGUAUGGUCAACAGUAUGGACAGCAACCCUCAUAUCCUCAACCACCGCAGCCUCCCCAGUACCAACAGCCCACCUAUAACCAGCAGGCCUCUUACCAACAGCCCAACAUGCCGCCUCCUUCUCAACCUUACCAGCAGUCUCAGCAAUAUGGAGCAACUCAGCAAAACUAUUCUUCUUCUGGUAUAGCUUCCACCGACGGCCUGGUUCCCAAAAAGGAUGGUCGUUUUCGUAAAGAUUCCCCAUACAAAGACGUAUGGGCAACUAUUGCCUUUUUAAUAUGUCUUGCCGGGUUUAUUGCUGUAUCUGCAUUUGGUGUUACUAAAUUGGACUUGAAAAACACUAGUAGUGGUGUAUCCACUUCGAAUGUACGCAAUCGUGCUACUACUGGAAACACCAGUUCUAAUAGAACUGCUACGCCGAUUGAAAUAUAUAUUCCGGCUGCAGAUAUUGGCGGUAUCCUUGUUUCUAAUGUUGCUGUCGGCCUUGUGCUCUCACUUGCGUAUUUCUUGCUUAUGCAACGAUUUGCUGGAAAGAUGAUUUAUGCCUCGGGAAUUCUUAGCAUCAUGUUCACCUUGGCUUUAGCUGUAGUGUUUGCCUAUUUUAGGAUGUAUAUUCCUGCUGUUCUAUAUGUUGUCUUUGCGGCUCUUUUUGCCUGGAUGUUUUAUUCAUGGAGACACCGUAUUCCAUUUGCCAAACUUAUGCUCAAGACUGUCACCAAGAUCACCGCAAAGUAUCCUGCAACUUUGAUUGUCGGUAUCUUUGGUGUGAUUUUCUCUGCUGCAUUUUCUGUUCUGUGGGUUGUUGGUCUUGUUGGAAUCACCAAUUUCCUCAAUGCCGAAAAAACUUCGCCUGGUCUCUCUUAUUUCAUGAUGGUUUUCUCGCUGUUUGUGUUUUACUGGACCAACCAAGUCAUUCAAAACACCGUGCAUAUUACCAUUUCUGGUCUUUUUGCCACCUACUAUUUCAUGGGUGUUGCUGAUAGUCAGGGAAAUGUUACUGUCAAUAUCAAGAAUCCUACUGCAGCUGCAGCUAAACGUGCUCUCACAACUAGUUUUGGCCCCAAUUGCUAUGGUUCUCUGUUGGUUGCUAUUAUCCAAACCCUUCGUGCCAUUGUUCGUAUGGCCAGUGAAAACAAUGACAACCCUGCUAUUGCGAUUAUUUUGUGCUGUAUCCAGUGUCUUCUUUCUUGCAUUCAGGGAAUGGCCGAGUAUUUCAACAAGUAUGCAUUUACUCAAGUUGCAAUCUACGGCAAAGAUUACUGCACUGCAGCCAAGGACACGUGGGAAUUGAUCAAAUCGCGUGGUAUUGAUGCUAUUAUUAAUGACGAUCUUAUUGGAAACGUUCUUAACGUUGGUGCAUUCUUUGUUGGUCUAGUGACUGGUGUUGUUGGUUUUACUUAUAUUCAACUUUCACCCACAAUUCCUCACUACACAGCCAACUACAUUGUCAUUGUUUUCGUGUCGUUCUUUAUCGGAAUUGUUGAAUUCUCUGUUCUCUCUAGCGUCAUUGAUUCUGGAGUAGCAACCACGUUUGUGUGCCUUGCCGAGGAUCCCUCUGCGCUUGCACGCACCAAGCCAGAUUUGUACCACAAGAUUGCAGAGGUCUAUCCCCAAGCAUUGAUUCAGUUUUAAAAGUCACUGCGACUUAUUAUUCAUUUACUCAUAGUUUAUUGACCCCCUCCAAUCUGCUUUUUCUUGCACUUUUUUUUGAUAAUGGUUGGAAUGAAAUAAAGCUUAUCUAGUCACCAAG